Brassica napus (rape) is the source of this 1589-nucleotide messenger RNA. RefSeq names its product transcription factor DIVARICATA-like. The record is from RefSeq and is a predicted model, not a curated record. Bases 192 to 788 code for a protein of 198 amino acids. Gene Ontology annotation, molecular function: DNA binding. Lineage: Eukaryota; Viridiplantae; Streptophyta; Magnoliopsida; Brassicales; Brassicaceae. The transcript is spliced from 2 exons.
CUAAUAGAAUAUAUUUGGGGUCUAUUCACUAAAUUAAAGAAAAGACGAGGGUGAAUCUUGUGAUUUCCCCUAUUAUUUUCUCUAUAAAUCCUAGAGAAAAGUGUGAAAACCCUCGAGAGAUAUCAGGUUCCUUUUGUUUUGUGAGAUAAGAGCUUUCCUAAACAACUUGGUCGUUGCUUCUAACAUAUCUUAUGGGUUCGAAGCAGUGGACGAGGUAUGAGGACAAACUGUUUGAGAGUCUUCUGUUGGUGUUCCCAGAAAAUACUCCCAAUAGGUUUGAGGCUAUCGCCGAACAUCUUAAUGUACCGCUUGAAGAGGUGAAGCACUACUACAAAGCUUUGGUCCACGAUAUUAACCUUAUCGAAUCGGAUCAAUAUCCUACUACUAAUUAUCCAGAUGGGAUCCCAUCCCAGACCAAACAUAUGGAGAAAGAAAAGAAGAGGGGAAAACCUUGGACAGAAGAGGAACACAGGCUUUUUCUGGAGGGGCUAGAUAAAUAUGGGAAAGGAGAUUGGAAGAAGAUAUCGAGAAAGAGUGUGAAGACAAAGACCCCAAUGCAAGUCGCAAGCCAUGCACAAAAGUAUUUCCUGAGGCAAGAUGCCAAGAAGAAGGCAAAGAAACGCUCCAGUAUCCAUGACAUAACUUUGAUAGAUCAUGCUGCUAACAAUGUAACCGCACCUCGAUCCGACUUGGACUCUACGAUGGGCCAGACACCUUCUGAUCAGCAGGUGCCUCAAGAACAUCAUCAUUCCGACGAAGACUAUUUGAUUGAGAAGAUGUAUACGUAAAUUCCAAACUAUAAAAUCUUUUUUAUUAAUUGGCUUUUGGUUCUUAGUGUUUUUUUUUCUUCUUUUUGUACAUCUAGUUAUUAAACAAUCCAAAUUUGUUUAUAGCCUUUUUUUACUUUUGUCUAACCAGAAUUUUCGAAGGCACACUAGCCUUGUUCAUUCUUGAGUGUGUGCUUAGAAAAUCUUGAUUAAGCGUAGUACUAGUAACACUAACUAAAUGAUCAAUGGUUAUAUUUAGACAAUGUGAAAGGCUCUUAUUGUUGUUGGGGACUAGGACCAAAUUGGCCAUUCACCUUUAGUCAACCAUUUGACUUGCCAAUGAAUUUUUGACCUUGCUUGUUGCUACCUUUGCCUUUCUUAUAAGUUAUAACCUUUCAAAUCUUCAAUUUUCUCGUUUUCUGUACUUAGAGCUCUUGAGUAACAGAAUCUCAUCGUUAUUCCCUUCUAUCGGUCCUUCAACUAUCUCAACGCUGAUGUGAUCAUGAUCAAUCUUUCUUUCUGUAAGGUUUUCAAAAUUUUCGGAUGGAUCCAAAACAAUGAUGGCUAGGUCCUUCCACGUAUUCAAUCCAGUGAUCAAAAUAAUAUUUUUGAAGCAUUAUCAGAAGGAUUUUUAGCUGAUCGGUCUACCUGACCGUUUGUUAGGAUUAACUUCUUCACGCUGAGAUUUCUGACUGUUUAUUGCUAAAUCAUUCGAGGUGGUCAACACAGGCACGGACACCGUUGUUAAUAAAAAGUCCCAUGUGACUAAUCAUGACUAUUGAUAUUAAGUUCUAUCUCAGAAUGCUUUAAACCUAUUGUCUU